AUGGUGACAGAGGAGGAGGUUGAGGUCAUCGGCCGGACGCUGGUGGACGCGGCCCAGCCCCUGCCUGCCCGAUUCCGGGCCCUUUUCACGCUGCGCAACCUGGGCGGCCGUGCGGCCGUGGAUUGGAUCAGCCGAGCCUUCGGGGACGGCUCGGCGCUGCUCAAGCACGAGCUGGCCUACUGCCUUGGCCAGAUGCGGGACGAGGCAGCCAUCCCUGUGCUCAUCCGAGUGUUGGAGGACACCAGCCAGGAGCCCAUGGUCAGGCACGAGGCAGGUGAAGCCCUGGGUGCUAUUGGCAAUCCUGAUGUGCUGGAUAUCCUCAAACGCUAUUCAGGGGAUCCCGUGGUUGAGGUGGCAGAAACAUGUCAUCUGGCAGUGAGGAGGCUGGAGUGGCUUCAGGAAAACAAGCAGGAGCUGAGCACCAGCCCCUAUCUCUCCGUGGAUCCUGCUCCCCCUUCUGAGGAGACAGACGUUGCCAAACUCCGCCAAACCCUCCUAGAUGAGUCAUGCCCUCUCUUUGACCGCUACCGAGCCAUGUUUGCCCUGCGAAACCUGGGGGGCCAGGCUGCUGUGCUGGCUCUGGCAGAUGGGCUGCGCUGCGGUAGCGCCCUCUUCCGGCACGAGAUCGGCUACGUGCUGGGCCAGAUGCAGGAUGAGGCCUGCAUCCCGCAGCUGACGGCGGCGCUGCGCAGCCGCUCCGAGAGCACCAUGGUGCGGCACGAAUGCGCCGAGGCGCUGGGCGCCAUCGCCCGCCCGGCCUGCCUGGAGACCCUGCGCGCCUUCGCCAGCGAUGAGGAGCGGGUGGUGCGGGAGAGCUGCGAGGUGGCCCUGGACAUGUAUGAGUAUGAGAACAGUGCCCAGUUCCAGUACGCCGAUGUGCUCUGCAAGCUGCAGGCCACCGCCUGAGCUCUGCAAGUUGCAGGCUGCUGCCAGAGCCCUGUCACGGGGGGUACAGUUUGAGCACACUGCCUCCCACCCCAGCUCCCGUUCUGGUGGCCUCUGUCAAUGUGGAUACCUGUCUUUACUGCAGUGGAGGUGGAUUUGCUCUCUGGAACAA
This is a messenger RNA of Indicator indicator, 1057 nucleotides long. It is a transcript of the gene DOHH, whose product is annotated as deoxyhypusine hydroxylase. Bases 1 to 906 code for a protein of 301 amino acids. Gene Ontology annotation, biological process: peptidyl-hypusine biosynthetic process. NCBI's taxonomy places the organism in Eukaryota, Metazoa, Chordata, Aves, Piciformes, Indicatoridae. The record is from RefSeq and is a predicted model, not a curated record. Gene Ontology annotation, molecular function: deoxyhypusine monooxygenase activity. The transcript has 4 exons.